Messenger RNA from Thrips palmi, 12939 nucleotides. It is a transcript of the gene btv, whose product is annotated as cytoplasmic dynein 2 heavy chain 1. Gene Ontology annotation, biological process: microtubule-based movement. The transcript is spliced from 69 exons. The record is from RefSeq and is a predicted model, not a curated record. The coding region runs from base 1 to 12867 and encodes 4288 amino acids. Gene Ontology annotation, cellular component: dynein complex. NCBI's taxonomy places the organism in Eukaryota, Metazoa, Arthropoda, Insecta, Thysanoptera, Thripidae. Gene Ontology annotation, molecular function: ATP hydrolysis activity; ATP binding; dynein light intermediate chain binding.
AUGCCAGCUGACGAGAGAAAGUCUUUCAUUCUUACAACUUCUGCUAACUACUUCAGUAGGUCUGUCUCGGAGUCUGAGCUCUUAACACUAAGUGCCGAUAACACUCUGAAUAAAUUCUUAGAUGACAGACAUUGUUUUACAUUAAUUGUGGAACGAAGAGAAAAUGGAUUCAGCUUCAGUGAACAGAUUUUGCCAGGGGACAAGGCAGCUUUGGUGUUCUUCAAACUGCGACCUGAUGUUGUUACACCACAAAACAUGCUCAGCAAUGUUCUUGUUUCUUCAAUGCUUGAUUCUCCAGCAUCAGUUUUGUAUCAUUCAUUACAAAAAUUAUAUGCACCCGUUCUUUUAAAGAAUUUUCAGGGAGACGAUAGCAUUGACCCAAAACUGCAGGAUCUAUUAAGUCAGUUGGAAGCAAACCUUCGGUCAGCUCUUAAUAGAAACAACAGGAUUGAGAAAGGAACUGGUGAUGCUGAACCUAAUGUGGAUGUCAUAAUUACUCCUGAAGAUGAGCUGCAGUACUGGGCCUCCUUGGCUAAAUCAUCCCCCAAGGGAAAGGAAUCUAUGAAAGCUUCUGCUUUCCUCUCUAUGCUUCAGCCAUUGGUUCAAGAUCUACAAUCUUCAGAUUCACUGACAUCGUUUGAGGAAAGCUUGGAGACAGCUCAUAAUGCCUUGGAUGAUAUCUGGAAACUUGAUGAAUUUCGUUAUCCCCAAAAGAGGAUGGAAAAUUUAAUGGAAGUUAUUGGCAAUGCAAUAACCCAAUUUAUACAAACUAGAUUGCAUGACAUAAACUUGUGGGAGUCUCCAUUUAAUAUAGUUGAAGAAAAUUUAAGCCAAAGUGUUGCUGUGUGUGAGAAAUGGAUUGAUACAUGCCAAAAGCUUACUACUCUGUUUUGGCCCAACCAUUCACUUCAUGCUUGGAGUGGAAAACCAUAUGUUCCCAAACAUAUACAGUCCUUUUCGAAACGUUUAAGUGAAGUGAAGGAAAUUAGAACCCUCCACCGCCAACUUACAAGGCUGCUUUCACGUCAAGAGCAGGAGGAGUUGAACACAAAGAAAACUUUUCAGCCUUUCCAAGGGAUCAGUCCUCUUCUGGUUAAUCCUUACACUGAGCCCCUGUGGAGAGCUGCCGUGAACCAAUUUCAACAGAGCUUGCACCCCACGGAAGAGAGGGUUGCCUCAAAAUUAAAACUACAGCUCCGUAGUGUAAAUGCCAACACAUUGCAGUUACUUCAAGAGUUUAAGCGGUACCAGGUGCUCAUUGAACUUGACAGCGUAAAAAGAACACUAGUUCCAGAAAGAGAAAACCUUCUGAGUUUGCUUUUGGAGUAUGUCCACAAUACAGCCUCAAAUUUCAGUGCAGGACCCAAAGGGAAUGAAUCAUUGGAUUUGCCUCCAGUAGUGAGCAACAUUUAUUGGGCACGCCAAUUGGAGUACAAGCUUGCUGAAAUUGAAAAAACAAGUUCUAAAAUCUUGAGUGAUUUGAGUGCCUUUGGUGAUCUUCUGCGGUCUUUGAGUUCUCUGAGUAAAGAAGUGCAAGAAUACCGCAGUCAGCAAUGGGAAAUUUGGCUUGAUGACACACGAGCUGCAGUAUCGUCAAAACAGUUGAGUCUUAGGACUGGUGAGCCCGUUGUUCAUUUUGAACAAGGGAAGCUGAUGCAUGUGAACUACAACCCGGAACUGGUAGGACUGAUUCGAGAAGUUCGCCACCUUGCUCUCCUUGGCUACAAAAUUCCUAUGGCUAUUUUAGAGGCUGCUGAUUUAGCAAAGCAGUUCAUGCGACAAGCGAAAUCUCUUCAGCAAGUGGCCAAUUUUCAUAAUACUAUUGGAGAUCGCAUGAUUGCAUCCCAGCGCCCAAUGAUGCUCUCAACUGCGUUAGAACUGUCACGAUUGGUUCAAGAGCAAUCAAGUGUCACAUGGACUAACACUGCUGCUGUUGAUGCAUAUAUUAAUAAGUUGCAGGUAGUUGUGCAGAAACUGGCCAGGGAAAACAAUAAGCUUGCAGCUUAUCAUUCACAAAUCUCAGAUAAGGUGAUUUCAUUACUAGAUACGGAUCUUUUAAGGCAACAGCAGCAGUGGAAAGAAGUAUUGAAAGAAAUAAGGGGUACAAUGACACUUGUAGAACAAGAGUUUAGCAACAUGCGAUCAUGGCGCCUCCACUGGGACCACCAACUGUACAAGUCUCUUGAAUACCAAUAUCAAAUAGGACUGGAAAACUUGAACCAGCACCUUGCUGAAAUACCAGUUGAGCUAGUGUACAGGCAGCAAAUACUUCAAUUUCGACCGCCAUUGGAAGAAAUACGCAUGAAAUAUUAUGGACAGCUAAAACGAUAUUUAAAUAUUCCAAAUGUUUUCAGAGGUGUCUCAGAUACAGGGGAAAACUCUAUUUUUCCCGUGAUGAUUGAAAGGAAUGCCCACCGUUUUGCUGAUGUGUUUGCAAAGGCAGAGGAGUUAUUUGGUCGGCUUGAAGCAUUAAGGGAUCGCUGGAUUCCUUGGGUAGCUCUUGGGGCUGCACCAUUGGAGCAGUUAGUUCAAGAGCACCUCAAGUCGUGGCAGGAUUGGGACAACAAUUUUAAGGCAUCCAAAACUUGGGGACAGCAAAUUGCAAAGUUACCCAGCUCUGAUGAGAAAUUGGAGUGCUUCAGCAUCUCAUUAGCACCCGUGAGGGCGGAAAUUGAUCUACAAAAUCGUCACUAUUGGGACACGUUGACAAGCUCACUCCAAACUUCCAUCAUAACUGAAGCAGUAGCUGUGGAGAAGUUUAUCACAGAUUCCACUGACGCUCUAUCAAAACAACCCCGCACUGUUGACGAAAUAGGAGAGGCUAAAGCAGUAUACACUGAGAUAAUCGAUAAAUCUUCAAAGAUGAUGGCUAAUUUGGAGGAACUGCAGAACAAAAAUAAAACUUUGGCGAGCUGGACCAAAGAAAGGGUGGACCAGGUUGUUCGUGUGACUCGCAAUUGGGACAAUUUUCAAUCCCUCUUGAGUAAUCACCAGGUCUUCUUGGAACAGCAGGUGGAAGGAAUAAAGAACACUAUAAAAAGUCAAGUGGAUGGCUUUGAAGAGGAACUUGAGAAUUUCAGCUUGAGAUGGGAACAACUAAAGCCUCGUGAAACAAGUUUGUUGGAUGGUGGCCCACAGAUGCUUGUUCAAAGUCUUGCAUUCUUGCGAGAAAAACGUCAAGAAUGGGAUGAAAUUUUAACACGCAAGGAGAAAAUGCUUGAUGAUUGUAAACUUUUCAACCUAUCAACACCAGAAUUUCAAAUUUGCAAUAAAGUUGAAGAGGAUAUAAAAUACCAUGAGAAUAUGUGGUCUUUGUUUGAUGAAUUUAAUACAGGUAUUCAGAAUAUGUCUAAAGAAGAAUGGAUAAUUUUCCGAUCCAAAAGCUAUCGGUUUGAGGAGUUUUUGAAUCUUUGGGAUGCACGCUUAAAAUCAAGUCCCGACAAAACAAGUCUUACUGUUCGUCUCUUACAAGAUGUUGAAAAGUACAAGGCCAUUUUGCCUUUAUUGAAGCUGGUGAGGGGUGAUAUGUUUAGUGACAAACAUUGGAUUGAGAUGCUAGGAUUACUGGGCAUACCCAGUAAGCCAGUUGAAAGCCUUGUCUUUGGAGACUUUUUAUCAGCGAAAGAAAACAUUCUAGCACAAGCCCAGGCCUUGCAGGAUCUGAACAAUAGAGCAUCAAGUGAAAUUGUGAUACGCCAAGCCUUGACAGAGCUUGAUAUUUGGGAAGUUGAGGCACGCUUUCAAUUGGUUUCCCACCGUGACUCAAGAGGGUCCUCUGUCAUGUUAAUAAAGGACUUUCAAGAUAUUCUUAACAAAGUUGGGGAUAAUCAAAGUUUACUUCAGUCUAUCAAGAAUUCUUCGAAUUAUAGCAGCUUUAAUGACAGAGUUGCAGUCUGGGAAGCAAGACUUGCUGAUAUUGAUUAUUUCCUUCGCAACCUAAAUCAGAUUCAGCGAAAAUGGGUGUAUCUUGAACCUAUUUUUGGUGGUGGGGCAGUAGCAGUGGAUGGAGCUAGAUUUGAGCGUCUGGACAGAGAUUUCAGAUAUGUCAUGGACACUGUCGCAAAUGAUAGCAAAGUCACAGCACUAUGUCGUAUCAAUAAUUUGCAUCAUAUACUCACCACUCUUCUUGAUCAAUUAAACCGUUGUCAAAAGAGCCUCAAUGAAUAUCUUGAGGAAAAACGAUCUAGUUUCCCACGAUUUUACUUUGUUGGUGAUGAAGACCUUUUGGAAAUACUUGGCCAAUCUAGGAAGCAAAAUGUCAUUCAAGCUCAUUUAAAAAAGUUGUUUGGUGGCAUGAAUACUGUCGUGUUUGAUGGUACAGGAGACAAUGAUGCUCUUUGUAUUAUCGCAAUGAAAUCUCUUGAUGGGGAGAUGGUGCCUCUCUCAAACCCCGUUGAUAUUACUGUCCCAGUUGAAGUUUGGCUUCAGAGCUUGUGUGUCGAGAUGCGCAAAACAUUACAACAGUUAACUGCCGAGUGUGUAAAAUCUAAUCGUAACAACUCUGGCGGACCGGAUCCCUUGCAUUUUCCGUCUCAGGUUCUUUGUCUGACCCAGAGUAUAACUUUCACUGCUCAGUGUGAGGAAGCCAUUAAAAAAGGAUCACUAAAUUCAUUUUUGAAAUCAAUCAAGGCCCAGCAAGAUGUGUAUGCCAAUGUGGAGCUUUCCAGCUUCAGUGAUGGUGGUGAUGAUGAGGCUCGUAUUCUUGAAUUGAAACAAAAAGCCCUUCUUGUUGACAUAGUUCAUCAUGUGCACAUUGUAGAAGAUCUGAUAGAAUCUCAAGUCUCCAGCCUUCAAGAUUGGGCCUGGCAGAGGCAACUCAGGUUUUAUAUUGAAAAAGAUGGGAAUGUCAUUGUAAAAAUGGUUGAUGCUCAGUUUAAUUACACAUAUGAAUACCUUGGCAAUGCUGCCAAGCUUGUUCAUACACCUCUGAUAGACAAGUGUUUCCUCACAUUAACUCAGGGCAUGCACAUGGGGCUUGGUGGUAACCCUUAUGGUCCUGCAGGUACAGGCAAGACAGAAUCCGUUAAAGCUUUGGGUGCUGCACUAGGCAGACAAGUAUUGGUUUUCAAUUGUGAUGAAGGCAUUGAUGUGAUGUCAAUGAGUCGUAUAUUUGUCGGCCUUGUGAAAUGUGGAGCUUGGGGCUGCUUUGAUGAAUUCAAUCGACUGGAGGAAGCCACCCUUUCUGCCAUCUCUAUGCAAAUACACCCCAUCCAAAGUGCAAUCAAGAAUCGACGCCCUAAAGUUAAAAUCAUGGAACAAGAGGUCCCACUCGACUUCAAUGCUGGAAUAUUUGUAACGUUAAAUCCAGCGGGGAAAGGAUACGGAGGAAGGCAAAAGCUGCCAGACAAUUUGAAACAAUUAUUUCGACCUGUUGUCAUGUCAGUGCCUGACAAUGAGCUUAUAGCAGAAGUCAUCUUGUAUUGUGAAGGUUUUAAAAAUGCAAAGCUAAUUGGGAAAAAGCUUGUAGAGGUUUUUGAUCUGUCCAGGAGAUUGCUAACACCUCAGAAACACUAUGACUGGGGACUUCGUGCUCUGAAAACAGUAUUGGGAGGCUGUGGCAGUAUGCUAAGGAAUUGGUGGAGCUCCAAUGGCAAUCAUACAAGAGGCAAUGCAGAGCUCUCCAAUGAAAGAGAGAUGGAAUUAGCAGUACAAGCUUUACGACUGAAUACAUUAUCAAAGCUCUUGUUUCGGGACUGUUUGGCAUUUGAUGCUUUGGUCAAAGAUGUGUUCCCAGGCAUUCAAUUUACUGCCUCUGGCCAUGAAAAGCUAGCAGCAACUGUGAAGGAAAGCUUCUCUGCUCUGGGCCUUCAAUACAAUGAGAGACAGGAGCAUAAAUGUAUAGAACUUUAUGAACAACUUCAGCAGAGAAUGGGAGUGGUUAUUGUGGGACCGUCUGGAUCAGGAAAAACUACAUUGUGCCGCCUGCUGAAACAUGCUCUUAACCAUCUUGGUCAUGUGGUCAGACAACACACUGUGAAUCCCAAAGCCAUGCCACGGUCCCAAUUACUUGGGAAAAUUGAUUUAGACACUCGCCAAUGGAUGGAUGGAGUUUUAACAAUCAGUGCACAGAAAGUAUAUUCUGAACCACCAGAUAUUCACUCAUGGAUUGUAUGUGAUGGUGAUGUUGAUCCAGAAUGGAUUGAGUCACUAAAUUCUGUACUAGAUGAUAAUCGUCUUCUCACUUUACCAUCUGGAUGGCGUAUUCAAUUUGGGCCAAAUGUUAAUUUCAUUUUUGAAACUCAUGAUCUCAGUUAUGCAUCACCCGCUACAAUAUCUCGCAUGGGAAUGAUUCUGCUAAGUGAUGAAGACAUGGACAUCAAUGGUUUGAUCUCAAUUUGGCUAGGCCAACAACCAGAGAGAUCUCAGAGAGUCCUCUCUCAGCUUAUUGAAGACCAUUUCCACAAAGCAUUGAAGUGGGUUAUGACUCAGGGAGAAAGUUCUUUGCCAAGGUCUGUAGUUGGUCUUGUUCGCACCGGUCUUUCACACCUCGUACAAGUGGAAAAUGCCCCACAGUUCAUGGUUUCCUUGAUCCGUGGACUUGGUUCAAACCUCACUCUCCUUAGUAGAGAAUUAUUUGCAAAACAGGUAUUUGAUUGGUUUGGAGAGUACCCACUAGACCCAGCACUUAUCCUGAAUUGUCACUAUAACACAGAAAGGGGUCGCCUAGAAACCUAUGUGUUAGAUUGUUCUACAGAUGUUGGAGCUAUUGGUCAGACACUGCCAAUAGUUCAUACUAUCAAUGUGAAACUUACUUUGAGUAUCCUCUCUGUCUGGCUACACCAAGAGAAUUCAGAACCUUUUCUUCUAGUUGGCCCAGCUGGAUGUGGUAAAAGUAUGAUUCUGAAUGAAUGUUUUCAAAACUUGCGAGGAGUUGAAGUGGCGAUUGUACACUGCAGCGCACAAAUAACUCCAGAACAUGUAUUGCAAAGAUUAAAACAGGUUUGCAUGAUUAUUUCCAGCAAUACUGGAAGGGUCUACCGACCCAGAAAUGCGGAACGUCUAAUUUUGUACUUCAAGGACAUAAAUUUAGCGAAGCCAGACAAGUGGGGCUCAAGCAUGCUGAUCGCAUUCUUGCAACAGUUGAUCACAUACCGUGGAUUUUAUGAUUCUGACUUGGAGUGGGUUGGUUUAGAGAGAGUACAGAUUGUUGGGAGUAUGACAGGAGGAAUUGGUCGAAAUGUGCUAUCUAGUCGCUUUACUUCCAUUGUACAUGUUCAUGCCGUGGGAUUGCCUGAGGCUGAUGAGUUGAAAUCCAUUUACAACGUCUUUAUGAAGGCGGUAUUUAAACUUUCUAUGCCUACUCACCCUGUUUGGUCUUCUACCAAUAAAGUAGCAACGCUUGUUAAUACUAUAGUACGGAUAUACACAGAAGUUUGCUCCACAUUUACCCCUAUGCAGCAAAACCAUUACUCUUUCACACCUAGGGACCUCACCCAUUGGUGCAUGGGUCUCUUAAGAUAUGAUCUACAACCAACUGAUUCUUCUGUUGUGCCUGUUUUGAAGGCCACCCUACAUGAAGCUAUGCGAAUAUUCUAUGACAAGCUUGUUUGUGACAAUGAUAAGAGCAAAUUCCAAAAUUUAGUCACUUCAGUUCUUGAAAAUGAAUGGAAUAAGUCCUCUGUCGUGGAUGAGCUCAAUGGCACUUACUUCGUCACUUUUGGACAUGGGAGAGUAGAUCCGAGUAAAUCACACUUCGGCAAACUGUUGUCUCAACUUGACAAGAAUGAUUGGACUAAAAUGGUCAAAGAUGGAAUGAACAUUUAUGGCCGUGAGGGUGUAGCAUUAGAUCUGCUAGUCUUCCCAGAACUGCUUCAGCAAGUGGCAUGUGUUGACCGCGUCCUCUCUGUGCCUCAGGGCUCAUUGCUCUUGGCUGGAAGGUGUGGUGUGGGACGCAAGUCAUCUGUGCGUAUAGUUUCAGCCCUACACGCUAAAAAGCUGCUCACUCCCAAAGUUGGACGCAACUAUAGCUUGAACAGUUUCAAAAUUGAUCUGAAGCAGGCCAUGCAAUGCGCUGGUGUUGACGGUGAAGAAGUCAUUCUGCUUUUGGAGGACUACCAGCUGGGAGAGGUUUCCAGUGGUUUUCUUGAUAUGGUCAACAGUCUCCUUUCUUCUGGGGAGGUUCCUGGUUUGUACCAGCCAGAGGAAUUAGAAUCUGUAGUAACUCCUCUUCGAAAUUUAGCGGCUCAAGAGGACUUCCAAGGGUCUCCACUCACAUUCUUUGCUCAACGUGUUUUGCAAAACCUUCAUAUUGUGUUGGUACUGGAUUACACCCGCUCUACCUUUACCAAUAUUUGUGAAAGCAACCCAGCACUGUACAAACAGUGCUCUGUUAUGUGGUGGCCAGAAUGGAGUCAAGCUAGUAUGAGGGCAAUACCUCGCCUGCUACUUGAAAAAGUGGACGGAGUCACAUCAUAUUCAAGUGAAUCAAAAAGUAGCAACAAAAAUCACAUUACACAGAAAUUAUCAGAAGAAGAUAGUCUACUGGAUGGCUUCCUUCACAUCCAUCAAACUGCAAAAAUCCAACAACAAACACCCUUGCGCUUCAUUCUUUUUGUUCGAACAUAUCUUCACAUAUACAUUAGUUGUAGCAUGGAUAUCCAUCAGAGACAGGAAAGACUACAGGCAGGGGUUUCUAAACUUACUGAAGCCAAGCAACUAGUGGAUAAAUUGAAAUCAGAUGCAAAUAUCCAAGAAGAACUCUUGGCUGAAAAACAAGCAGCUGCAAAUAAUGCAUUGGAAAUGAUAACUGAAACAAUGAGGAGUGCCAAUACCCAAAAAAGUGAAAUGGAGGUUUUAAAAGAUAAUACAGAAAAAGAGAACCAGAUUCUAAUGGCUAGGAAGCGUGAAAUUGAGCAGGAACUUGUUGAGAUAGAGCCCCUUGUCAAUGAGGCCAGUACAGCCAUUGGAAACAUUAAAACUGAAUCUCUUUCUGAAAUUCGCUCCUUACGUGCGCCGCCAGAUGUCAUAAGAGAUAUUCUUGAAGGUGUUCUCCGUCUAAUGGGAAUUCUAGACACAUCAUGGAAUAGUAUGAAAACUUUUCUAGCCAAACGAGGAGUAAAGGAGGACAUCAAGUCCUUUGAUGCUCACAGCAUAACUGAAGAAAGCCGAGCUGCAGUUGAACAGCUUUUAAGAGAUAGGAAAGAAUCGUUUGAUCCAAAAAAUGCAAAACGGGCAUCAGUGGCAGCAGCCCCAUUAGCGGCAUGGGUUACAGCAAACGUAAAGUAUUCCAGGGUCUUAGAAAAAAUUCGACCAUUAGAACAGGAGCAGAGCAAACUUUUGAAGAAUUUGCAACGAGCUGAAUCUCAGAUAGGAAAACUCAGAGCAGGCCUCACCGAUGUCGAUCAAGCUGUGUCUGAGCUCAAAGGCCAGCUCAAUAGCUACACGCAGGAAGCGGCACAGUUACAGAUUCACCUGAGUAAGGCUCGAGAAACAAUAGAGGCAGCAGAGGGUCUCGUGUCGAAAUUGGAUGAAGAAUAUCAAAGGUGGAAAGAUAUGCUUGCUGAAAUCUCUUCAAACUUAGGACAGCUCCCAGUGAGUUCUCUUCUGGCCGCUGCUUGCAUUGUUUAUCUUUCAUCUUCUCCUGAGAAUGUUCGAAAUGCUCAUAUAAAAGAGUGGCAGUCUAGAUUUGGGUUAUCCGAUUUUCGUUUAACUCAAUUUCUUGCAUCUCAACGGCAACAGCUUCAGUGGCAGGCUGAGGGUUUGCCUUCUGAUCAGCUGUCAGUCCAAAAUGCAGUGAUAAUAAUGCAGCUUGCCUCUUUGGAAUCUGGGACUAUGAUGAGACCUUUGCUGGUGGACCCUUCCUACAGUGCCACUGAAUGGCUACAGAAGCAUCUUACAAGCCGCAUGGUGGAAGUAGUGACACUACACAGUGAAAGAUUCACAACAGUUCUUGAAUUAGCCAUCAGGUUCGGAAAGGUACUGAUAGUGCAAGAGGUGGAUCACAUAGAUCCGUUGCUUUACCCUGUACUACGUGGCGAUUUCAUCAAUCAAGGUCCCCGCAAAGUUGUGCAGUUAGGUGAAAAGUUAGUUGACUUCAACUCAGAUUUCCAGUUGUUUCUAACUACAAGGAACAUCUCUCCAGACAUCCCUCCUGAUGUAUUUUCUUCUAUUACUCUUGUAAACUUCAUCACAUCACCUGCAGGUUUAUCAGGACAACUUCUAGCUUGUGCACUGUGCACAGAACGACCUGAGUUAGAAAAAAGAAGGGGGGAGUUGCUACGUCGAGAAGAAGAAUUAUCUGCUCAACUUCAUACUUUGCAGGAUGGCUUAUUACAGCAACUUGCUCAGGCUCAGGGAGACAUUUUACAAAAUAAGGACCUUUUGGCUUCCUUGAAUGAAACAAAAGCCAAAAGUGCUGCUAUUUCGGAAUCUCUGGAAGAAUCAUCUCGUCUGCAAUCAGAGCUAAACAAGGAGUGUGAUACAUACAGGCCUUUAGCAGAUUUUGGCAGUGCUCUCUUUUUUGCAACGGUUGAUUUAGGAAAGCUCAGUUCAGUGUAUCAACUAUCUAUAACAGCAUUCAUGAGACUGUUUGAAAAGGCUCUUAAAACACCUGAGGCUAUUCACAACUCUGAAGAUCGGCACAAGAAUCUGCAACAACGCUUGUUAUUACUAACUUUCCAGUAUGUAAGCCGAUCUUUAUUCAAGGCAGACAGGCUAACUUUUGCCCUUCAUCUCUCUCACAAAAUGUGUCCAGCAAGUUUCCUGCCCAAUGAAUGGGAGGCUUUGACAGGACAAGUUUUAGUUGAUUUGAAAGUUGACACAGCACAAAUCAAUGACUCUGUUCCUAAAUGGCUUGAGGAAGACAAAGCAUUUGAAGUGUUUCUUCUGCAGAACGCACUGCCUGCAUUUUAUGCUGAGUUGAAGCUAGAGGACAAAACUGCAUGGCAGAAUUUUAUGGAGAGUGAAAACUGUGAGCAAAUGCUGCCUUCACAUCUAUCUGGGAGAAUAACACCCUUCCAGAGAGUUCUCUUAAUUCAAACCUUAAGACCAGAUCGAUUACAUUCAGCUCUCACUUCUUUUGCUCUGUCAACAUUAGGGAUCAUGGAUCUGUCUCCUCCCACAUUACGGCUGUCCCAACUUCUUGGUGAGCUCCUACCAUCUGAACCUGUGCUUCUCAUUACGUCUCCUGGAGCUGAUCCCUCUGAAGAGUUACGAACUCUGGCUUACUCCACUGUUGGAGAGAAUCGGUACCAUGAGAUUGCUAUGGGUCAAGGUCAGGAAGUAAAGGUGCUGGAACACCUAAUGCUGGCUGCCAAAGAUGGCCAUUGGUUGUGCAUAAAAAAUCUUCAUUUGGCUACAUUUUGGCUAGAAUCUUUGGAAAAAGAGUUCCGCUCUCUAUUACCUCAACUUCACUCUGAGUUUAGACUGUGGCUCAGCACAGAGUUACAUCCAGGCUUCUCGCCAAUAGUGGCUCAAACAUGUCUGAAAAUUACUUAUGAGGCUCCUCAAGGAGUUAAACGUAACUUGCAACGUACAUAUGCAGCUUGGGGAUCACAGAUGCUAAAUGGAACUGAUCGCUUGUUUGCUCGAACAUUGUUUGCUCUAGCAUGGUUUCAUGCUGUUAUUCAAGAAAGACGCACCUUCAUCCCCCAGGGUUGGGCAAGCUUUUAUGAGUUUAGUGAUGGAGAUCUGAAGGCUGCAACCCUGGUAUUGCAGAACUUGGUGAAGAAGAAAGGAGGCCAGUCUGUUCAGUGGGAGUACGUGCACGGACUGUUAGAGAAGGCAAUUUAUGGUGGCCGUGUUGAUAAUGUCUAUGACACUGGUGUCAUCAUAUCGUACUUGCAGAAAUUUUUUAAUAAGGGGGUACUGCAUGAAGGAUCAAAACUCAUAAGUGAAGGCAUUCAUGUACCCAACACCCCAGACUUCAAUGAUCACUGCAAAGAAAUCCAGCGGCUUUCAGAAAAGGACAAACCUUCUUACUUUGGGCUGCCAAACAACGUUGAUCGAUCUUGGCAGAGGGUCACCAGUGCUGUGGUUGUCAACCAGCUGAAAAUGCUCCUGAGAUCCAAAGAAGGGGAGCAGAAGUUUGACAAGGAAGAGUGGCAACGCCUGUUGUCUCCUAUUUUGAACUUAUGGAAAAAGCUCAAUCAAAGUUCUGGAUUAAUUCACCUCCGGCUUGAUUCAAAGGAAAUUAAAGAAAAGGAAAAUAUGGCCAGGACACCACUAGAGACAUUUGUGAUGUUUGAGUUUCGCAGAGCUGUCGAACUGGUGCAGCUUGUUCAUCAGUCCCUGGCAGCUGUGAGCAAAGUUAUACGUGGGACGUCUUUACCCAAUGCGGAUGCACUUGCUGUAGGAGGCUCACUCACAAGGCAAGAGACUCCCUCCUCUUGGCAGCAGCACUGGGAAGGCCCCGACAGCCCCCUGCACUACGUCCGCGGCCUGGUGACCAGGGCCAUCGCCGUCCAGCGCUGGAGGGACAAAGCCCUGGAGGAGCGCUUCUGGACGGAGCCUCUGGACCUGGCCGACCUCCUGCACCCCGAGACCUUCCUCAGCGCGCUCAAGCAGCAGACGGCUCGGGAGGCAAAGGUCCCCGUGGACACGCUGUGCCUGGACUGCCAUUGGUCCCAGCCGGUCGGUAGAGGCCGUGGUGUCAGGCUGUCUGGAAUCCAACUGGAGGGUGCCAUUUGGGAUGGAAGGCAGCUUGUGAGCUGCACUGACAACUCACCCCCUACAAUGACUAUCCCAGUGCUGUACCUGGCUUGGGUCCAUCAGGAUGCCCAAUCUAAGUAUGGUUCUGAAUCGAAGCUUCAACUACCUCUAUACCACAAUGAGGAACGGCGGACUCUGUUGGCAGGUCUUGAAGUCCCUUGCAAUCAGGAUAGUGAACUAUGGAUUCAGGGAGGUGUUGCCCUUUUCUUGCACAAUUAGAUCGCGUUUGCACUGUACUUUAUCUUGUGUUAUGAGCCUAGCCCACUUUCUGUAGUAAAUUGUUAAGAUAAA